AUGGGCCACUUGAUCCCCAUGCUCCACUUGGCCCGCCUCUUCGCCGGCCGCCGCGGCGUCCGCGCCACCGUCGUCGCCCCUUCGACCGCCAUUUCUCUCAUCCAUCCCACCCUCCACCACCCCAUCCAGCUCCUCCCACUCGGGGAACUCGCUCUCAUCACCCACCCUCAGAACAACGCCAUCACGCCCGAAAUGGCCGCUGAGAUCGACCGCCUCGAGGUGCCGUUCCUGCAACUCCUCCGCGACCACUCCACCGACUGCAUCGUCGCCGAUUUGUUCUACCCCUGGGCUUCCUCCGUGGCCGAGGAGCUGGGCAUACCGAGUGUUCUCUUCUCCGGUAGCAGCUGCUUCUCCAGUGUCAUCCUGAAGACCCUCGGCCAACUGGUUGCUCAUCCAAUUAGACACACUAGAAAUGCAAGAAGAGAUGGCAUCCUGGGUUCUGCUCCAGAAUUCUCUGCAAAUUCUCCAAGAUCACCAGAAUUGACCCAAGUGGCUACUCCAUUAAGAGCAGGGCAUACUGAUGAGAGGAAUAAUGCAAACAAGGAUCCAAAUUGGCGUAAUGCAAUGGCUAUAGAAUUUGAUGCACUUCUUCGUAAUGGAACAUGGAACCUAGUUCCACGUACUCCCUCCAUGAAUGUGGUGGGCUCUAAAUGGCCCUUCCUGCUCCCCGGCCUUCCGGACGAGAUCCACCUCGCGCGGCCGCAGCUCCCCGAUUUCGUAACACACCCGAGCGACUUCGCUAAACGUGCAUUAGCCAACGGCGAGAAGAGAUACGGAAUGAUCGUCAACACCUUUGACGAUCUCGAGCGGGACUACAUCGCACAUGCCAAGAAAUCCGAUGGCGGCAGGAUUUGGUGCGUCGGUCCCUUGUCCCUCUCGCAACCGAAGGAAGCGACUUUCAACUUCUCCGACGAGCUCAUGCAAUGGCUAGAUUCCAAGAAACACACCAAUUCGGUCCUCUAUCUCUGUUUCGGCAGCCUCGGCCUACUCGUCGCCGCCCAGCUUCGGGAAAUCGCCCUCGGCCUGCAAGCCUCCGGUGUCGAAUUCAUCUAG
Molecule: messenger RNA, 1053 nt
Organism: Zingiber officinale
Lineage: Eukaryota; Viridiplantae; Streptophyta; Magnoliopsida; Zingiberales; Zingiberaceae
Product: scopoletin glucosyltransferase-like
Exons: 4
Coding region: 1-1053 (350 amino acids)
Source: RefSeq, a predicted model, not a curated record